AAUACCAUUCAUCAUUUUAGAUACAGCAGAUAUAUACAUAUAGAGUGAGAAGAACCACAACUAGUUCUUAGAGAGAGAAACAGAUUUGGUGUCAAAGAUGGAACAACAAAAGGCAGCAGCAAAGCCAAUAAGCAAGAUCUUGAAGUUUCUACCAAGAGCAACAUCGUCUGUUUCAUUUCAAAACCCUCCACUUUACAGUCCGGCAAAAGAUAAGAGAUCGUCGGAAAAAACCCACAAAUCCAAUCUCGGAAUUGGUUUCUCAGGACCUAUGGUUUCCAUAAUUCCGUCGGACAAUCGCCGGAAAAUCAAGAACGAUUCAACUUACGCGCUUGUAUAUGAACCCACUUCUCCAAGGGUGUCUUGCAUGGGUCAGGUCAAGUGCAAACACUACCGGAAAAAACUCGCCGCCGCUAGCGCUGGGGCCACCAACAAACUACCACCGACGCUCGCAAAACCCACCAAUAAAGUUUCACGAACAACGUCUUUCACCACCGUAAGAACCCACUACAAAGAAGACGAAGAAGAAAAGUCAGCAAAAGUCGAUCCAGUGGUUGUUAAGAGUAAGAAAAAAUCAGGAAUCCGUGGCCUAUUCCGCGGCGGAUCUGUCAAAGGCGGGAGAAAGUCCGAUGCAACCAACAACAAGUCGAAGACGGAGUUGAAUCUUCAUCAGAAGGCUCCAUGUUUGAGCACAAUGAAGAGAUUCUCUAGCGGGAGAGACGCUUUUUCGAAUUUCGAUUGGACAACACAGGUUGCACCGUUGGAUUCCGCUCAUCGGAAUUAUUUCACGGACGACGAAAGAUGUGGUGGAAGCGACGGCGAUGAAGAGAUCAAGAUCCCUUCAUCAGCACCAGUCAUGGAGAGAACCAAAGGGGUUUGUGAUGAUUUCAUCAGGGUUGGAGGUGUAAACUUAGAGCCAAGAAAAGAAAUUAACUUGUGGAAGAGAAGAACCAUGGCUCAACCAAAGCCACUUCAAUUGCAAACCGUUUAGUUUCGUUUUGGGGGUUAAGUUCUUGGGUUACUUUUUUUUUUUUUUUUUUUCAAUUUUUCUUGUAUUUUUGAUGACUUAAAUAUGUGAAUAUUAAGAAAUAUCUGGUCAUUUACAUCAAAUUCCAACAUUUUUGUUUUAUAAUUCUCAUUAAUAUUUAGAUUCAGAAAACAA
This is a messenger RNA of Cynara cardunculus var. scolymus (artichoke), 1159 nucleotides long. RefSeq lists its product as uncharacterized. Bases 98 to 988 code for a protein of 296 amino acids. The transcript has a single exon. The record is from RefSeq and is a predicted model, not a curated record. NCBI's taxonomy places the organism in Eukaryota, Viridiplantae, Streptophyta, Magnoliopsida, Asterales, Asteraceae.